AUGCUCGACCCUCUCCCUCUUGAGACGCUGCUAUCCACGCUACCCCGACCUCCAUCAUCGUUUCUGCCAGAAAUUCAGGAGCACCUCCGGCAAUCGACGCGGGGUGGCAGACGCAGAAAGCUGGUGGUUGUCGAUGAUGAUCCCACCGGCACGCAGAGCGUGCAAGGCUUUCCUGUGCUGUCGGAAUGGACCGCGGAGGCUCUCGCUCGGGAGAUCGAGGAUGAUAGCACCCCAGGAUUCUUUCUCCUUUCGAACAUCCGGGCUUUGUCAGCAAGAGACGCCGAGCACGUCUUGCGGGAGAUUCGGACGGGCCUCGACGCCGCGCUCAAGCGGCUGAAUCGCUCUGAAGACUCGGUAACAAUCAUUUCUCGCUCGGACUCGACCUUGCGUGGACAUUUUCCUUUGGACGUCGAGGUCCUUUGUCCGCAUCCUCCCCUCGAUAAAGAAGGGACUGGAUCGCAAGGAAGGAUGCUUUGCGGAGGAACCAGUGUCUUGACGCUGGUGGCACCCUUUUUCCAGGCAGGGGGUCGGAUGACGAUCAACGACGUGCAUUACAUGACCACCUCCCCUGCCUCCGUCCUUCCCGUGCACCUGACGCCGUUUGCGCAGGACAAGGCCUUUGGGUUCUCCACCUCGAACCUGAAGGAUUGGGUCGCACAGAAGCUUGGAGGAGGCGUGAAGGCCGAAGACGUGGCUAGUAUCACCCUAGACGACAUCCGGUGCGUGUCAGUCUCUUAA
Molecule: messenger RNA, 738 nt
Organism: Nannochloropsis gaditana CCMP526
Product: ketose-bisphosphate aldolase class-ii family protein
Exons: 8
Coding region: 1-738 (245 amino acids)
Source: RefSeq, a predicted model, not a curated record